Molecule: messenger RNA, 3137 nt
Organism: Cucurbita pepo subsp. pepo (vegetable marrow)
Lineage: Eukaryota; Viridiplantae; Streptophyta; Magnoliopsida; Cucurbitales; Cucurbitaceae
Product: ATP-dependent RNA helicase
Biological process (GO): mitochondrial RNA 3'-end processing
Cellular component (GO): mitochondrial degradosome
Molecular function (GO): ATP binding; RNA helicase activity; hydrolase activity, acting on acid anhydrides
Source: RefSeq, a predicted model, not a curated record
AUGGCUGCCCUAGUAUUGAUGCAUGUCAUCUUAAGUUCAGGCCUCCCUUUCUCUUUAUAACUCCACCGCCGUCGACCACCCGCCACCUCUCACGGCCUAUUCAGACAGCGACCCGCCCCCUACUAUUCAUCGUUGUUGCAGCUUGUAGAAAACCUGUAGACUCGGGGCCGCCCCCUCCCUCUAUUGAUUGGCAAUUUUGCAAUUUAACAAUGGUUAGAGGCCUUGCAACUACUCUUUUAAGGAUUUCCUCUUCAAGAAAAUGUGACUCUCGGUUUAGGAUUUUUACAUGGAAUAGAUUGCUACAUUCUAGUGGACAGUAUGUUGAUCAUAGAAUUCUCCAAAGUAAUCCAGAGCGUCCUUUCUCAAGCACUUCGAAUCAAGUUUGGUUUAGAUUGCUUUCUCAGAGCUCAAGGUUUGGAGCCUUUAAUAGUUUCAAUGUGAGAGGAUUCUCAUUCAUAGGUAAGCACAAGGAAGAUAACGAAAAUGAUGAUGAUACUGUAAGUGGUUCAAAUGUGGUAGAAGUUGGGGAGUACGAUGCAGAUGUUGGAAAAAAUGUUAGCUUUGAGAUUGAUACUUGUGAUUCAGUGAUGAUUACAGGUGGGGAUGAUUGCAGUGAGGGUAGCAUUUGCGGUACCAUUGUGGAUGAUUCUAAAAAUGGUGGCAAUGACCUAAGGUCAUCAAAAUUGAGGAAUUAUGAGACUAUCAGAUUGUCUGAUCCCGUUGAAUUAUAUCGUGAGCUUCGUGGUGUUGGACGGGGCGGUGCAAAGCCAGAACAAUCUGAAUGGUUAACUCUUCAAGAGAUAUUUCGCUACUUUGCAAAAUCUGGUUGGGCUAGCAAUCAGGCUCUUGGUAUUUACAUUGGCUUGUCAUUUUUUCCAACGGCUGUACAUAAGUUUCAAAGCUUUUUCUUCAAGAAAUGUUCUACUGAUGUUGUGAAGUAUUUGGUGUUUCUUGGUCCUUCAAAUGAUGCUGUCAAAUUCCUUUUUCCAAUAUUUGUUGAAUACUGUUUAGAAGAGUUUCCAGAUGAGAUUAGGCGGUUUCGAAGUAUGGUUGAUUCAGCUGACCUUACUAAGCCACACACCUGGUUUCCGUUUGCACGAGCAAUGAAGCGUAAAAUUAUAUACCAUUGUGGUCCAACUAAUAGUGGUAAAACUUACAAUGCCUUGCAAAGGUUUAUGGAAGCGAAGAAAGGGAUUUAUUGCAGUCCUCUUAGGUUAUUGGCAAUGGAAGUGUUUGAUAAGGUGAAUGCUCAUGGUGUUUAUUGUAGCCUUCUCACAGGACAAGAAAAGAAACUUGUACCAUUUUCUAGUCAUAUUGCCUGUACAGUUGAAAUGGUGUCGACAGAUGAGAUGUAUGAGGUUGCUGUAGUUGAUGAGAUUCAGAUGAUGUCAGACUCAUAUAGAGGAUAUGCAUGGACAAGGGCUUUGCUUGGCUUGAAAGCUGAUGAGAUUCACUUAUGUGGGGAUCCUAGUGUUCUAAAUGUUGUUCGUAAGAUCUGUUCCGAAACUGGGGAUGAGUUGCAUGAACAACACUAUGGGAGGUUUAAGCCAUUGGUUGUUGAAGCUAAAACGCUACUAGGUGAUCUUAGAAAUGUUAGAUCUGGUGAUUGUAUUGUUGCCUUUUCAAGAAGGGAGAUAUUUGAGGUUAAGUUGGCAAUUGAGAAGCUCACCAAACAUCGAUGUUGUGUUAUUUAUGGUGCUUUACCACCAGAGACUCGUAGACAUCAAGCAAAUUUGUUUAAUGAUCAAGAUAGUGAAUUUGAUGUGCUUGUUGCGAGUGAUGCACUGGGAAUGGGGCUAAAUCUUAAUAUUAGGAGAGUUGUGUUUUACAAUCUGGCAAAGUACAAUGGGGACAAGGUUGUACCAGUUCCUGCUUCACAAGUUAAGCAGAUUGCUGGGAGAGCAGGGCGCAGAGGAAGUCGCUACCCAGAUGGACUUACAACCACAUUAAAUUUGGAUGAUCUUGAUUACUUGAUUGAAUGUUUGAAACAACCGUUCGAUGAUGUUCAAAAGAUUGGUCUCUUUCCUUGCUUUGAGCAAGUUGAGCUAUUUGCAGGGCAAGUCUCUAAUGUUACAUUCUGUCAGCUAUUGGAAAAAUUUAGUGAAAAUUGUCGUCUAGAUGGUUCUUACUUUUUAUGCCGACAUGAUCAUAUAAAGAAAGUUGCAAAUAUGUUGGAGAAGGUCCAAGGAUUAUCUCUAGCAGAUCGUUUUAACUUUUGUUUUGCCCCUGUUAAUGUUAGAGAUCCGAAGGCUAUGUACCAUCUUUUGAGGUUUGCUUCGUCGUAUAGUCACAAUGUUCCAGUGAACAUUGCAAUGGGCAUGCCCAAGGGUUCUGCUCGAAAUGAUAUGGAGCUAUUGGAUCUUGAGACGAAGCAUCAAGUAUUGUCGAUGUAUCUUUGGCUGUCCCAGCACUUCAAGGAAGAAACUUUUCCUUACGUCAAGAAGGCCAAGGUGAUGGCAACAGAUAUUGCUGACUUAUUAGGUCAAUCUUUGACAAAAGCUAAUUGGAAACCAGAAUCAAGGCAAGCUGGGAAACCUAAGUCUCAGAGCAAAGAAGGGCAUGAAAAGCCAAGGUCUCCCGUUAGCUUGUAUGAGAAGCAAGCUAUUUGAGUUUAAGAGGACACUUAAAACGCACAGGAUGGAGGCUGCACUAAAAGAGGAAGAUGCUGGGAAUUGUCCUCGCUUACACUGGCUCCUCUGUGACUCUCAUUGCAAAAGUUUUCCAUACACAAAAGCCUCUAGCAAUGGAUCUCAAGGUACGUUUCUCAAGUAUGAAUACUUUUGGAAUUACGUAGAACGAGUUGAAUAGUAGCAUUUCUGUACAUUAUUGUAGUAUCGAGAUGAUUCGAAUUAGAUAUCUAAAAGAAAUGGAUUUCUUCAAUCGGAGUGAUCUUGGAGUUGAGAAUUGGAAGGGGUGGAGUUGGUCUAACAACAUAGAGGCUUUGCAGCAGUAGAUAGAAACCACAAAACUUAUGGUAGAAAGAUACUCAAAAUUAUGCUGAUUGUAGUUGUAUUAUCUCAAAAAGUACUCACUUUUUUCCCCAUUUUAGUAGAUAUGUUCAACUUUGGAAUUUGUAUUGUUAUGUUUGCUACGUUGCAUUGCAUUUAAAUAAAAUCUUACGAGUCAUUAAGAGCUCA